Paramecium sonneborni is the source of this 2286-nucleotide messenger RNA. The record is from the annotation of a GenBank genome assembly. Lineage: Eukaryota; Ciliophora; Oligohymenophorea; Peniculida; Parameciidae.
AUGAACGACAGUGUUUAAGCAAUUUAAGAAAGCUAUACUAGAAUUAAGUUAUUAAGUAAUGAUGUUUAGAUUAAAGACUAAACAAUUAAUAUACUGUAAGAAAGAUUACAAGAAUUAGAAGAAUAAUUAAGUUAAGCAAUUAAAUAAAAAGAGUAUGGUGAUCGAUAAUUUGCAAUACUUUAAGAAGAACAUGAUUAAAUGUUUGAUAAUUAAUAGAAAAAAACAAAGUAAUUGCAAUAAUUUAAUUAAUAAUUGUUGGUUGCAUUGAAGGAAGUAUAAGAUAAGAAUUAAGAGCUUUUGGAAAAAGUGAAAUUUUAAAGUUAGGAAAUAUAAUCAAAGUAAAUGGCUUAAUAAGAAGUAACUGAAUAGAUUUAAUUAAUAAAAGAUGCAGUAAAAGGAUUAGAAGAAGAAUUAUAAUAAUUAACAAAGAAAAAUUCAAUUUUAAAAAAAGAAAAAUAAGAAGCAGAAUAAUAAUUGAAAUAAGUAUCAAAUGAAAAAAAUAAGUUUGAAAAUAGUAUAAUGAAUAUGCUAAAACAAUUGGAAACAGAAAAUGAUUUAUUAAAAUAAGAAUUAGAGGAUUAUAGAUAGAGAUUAGAAUAAUAACAUUAGGAAUUAGUUGAAUUGAAAUAUAUGAAAAUAUAAUUUGAAGAUUUAGAAAAGAAAAAUUAGUCAUUAAAUGAAUAAUUUAAUAUUUAAGUUCAGACUGCUAUGGAAUGUGAGAAGAAUUAAGCUUUAUAAUUUGAUGAAAUGAAUAGAGCAAAUGAAAAACUAAGAAAAGAAUGUGAAAGUUUAAAUGAUCAUUAUAAAUAAUAAAAAGAGUACUCAAAUUAAUUGGAUUAAUAAAAUAAAGAAUUUUCUAAACUAUUUAACUAUAUCUAAUAAUAAAUUGAUGAAACUAUUGCAGAAUGUUUGGUUGUUAAAAAAAAAUCGAAUGUUUAUGAAAGAUUAUAUGAAGGAAGAAAGUCAUCUUCUGCCUCUAGUCGUAAAUCAGUUCCUAAAAAAAAGAAAAAGUAUAGUUACAAUUAAAUAUAAAUUGAAGAAUUCUUUAUUGAUAUUAAAGAAAUUAUUCAAAGUUUAAUAUCUACUAAUACUUAACUAAAAGAUGAAAAUGAAUAGGUUUGUAAAAAUAUAUAAGAAAUGCAUAAAGUAGGUGAAUAGCUUAGAUAUAAAAUAGAAUAAUUGAAUUCUGAACACAUUAAAGCAAAAGAUUAAUUAUAGCUAGAACAUUAAAUUAUAAUAGAAUAAUAGGAAGAUAAAAUCAAUCAAUUAUAGGAUGCACUUUAACAAUAAAAUCUAAAAGCUUAAAAAGAUAAUUAAUAUAUAAAUCAACUUAUGGAAUAAUUUCAUCAAUAUGAUUAAUAAAUUUUAGAAAAAGAAAAAUUGAACUAGUAAUUUUUACAAUAAAAAUAAGAUUUAGCAUAGGAAUUUGAAGAACUAAAUAAUUAAUAUUAAUAACUUCAAUUAGAAUUUGAAGAGCUGCUUUUGAGAAAGGCAAUUUCUUAAAAUAAAGUAGCUUUAAGCUAUAGUUUAUUAUCUCAUAUACUGAAAAAUAAGAAAAACUAAUUUUUAUUCUCACAAUUUAUUUAAUAUUCUAAUUAUCUUCACUAUUUUAUAAUGCUUAGAAAUGAAUUCAAGGCAAGAAAUCACAAUGUUUAUAUAAGAUUUAGAAAAGUAACUUAUGCAAUCAUUUUUAUCAAAAAACUUAAAAAAGCCUUAUAUAUUAAAGAUGAAGUAGUAAGUCUAGAAUUUGAAGAUAAUGAAGUUAUUGAUUAAACCUUUGAAAAAUUCAUACCAAUAUUUCAUGAAAUAGAAGAGGGAAAAUAAAUAGAUUUCAAUAUAGUUAACAAAAUGAUAAAAGAAUUGAAAUUCUAAAUAAAUAAAUAUGAUGUGAAAUAUCAAGGAAGAUCUAUCAAUUCGUAAAAUUACUAUCAGAUUUUAAAUUUUGCGAAGGAAGAUAUAAUAAGAAAAAAUUCUGUUGGAAGUUAAAUUGAUUAUUAUAAAUAAUAAUUAAGUUCCUUAUAAACUAGAGUGUAUUAAUUGGAUGAAUAUGUGCAAUAAUUAGAAUAAGAAUUAUCAGAAAAAGUUAAUAUUUCAACAACUCAAUAAUAAUAAAUUUAUUUACAGUAAUCUGAUGAAUAAUCAAUCAAUAAAUUUAGAACUGAUUCAUCUCCGCCUUAGAAAAACAAUCUAUCAGUAUCCCUUCAAAAUGAAUUGAUGUCAAUUUUAAGUAAGAAAUCAUCAGCAAAUUUAUCAAAAGCUGGUUAAAUAGUUAAAUAAGGAUUUUGA